GUUGUGUUGGAUUAUCCAUCAGAAUUUCUUACAGAGAUAAAAGGCAGCAGCUAUAUUAAUGGUUUGAGAUCAUUAACAUUUGUGACCAACAAAGGUUCCUAUGGACCAUAUGGGAGUAAUAGGAUUGCUGAUUCAAAAUUUCAUCAGUUGAAAGAGUUCACAAUUCAAAUAGGAGAUGAUCGUUCUUUUGGUGGAUUUUAUGGCACCAAAACAGAUAGGUAUAUUGAGAGUAUUGGAAUCUAUAUAAAGCUUACUACAUCCUCCAUGAUGCAGACAAGGUCCAAAAGACGAGGAUCUAUUAAUUGA
Molecule: messenger RNA, 306 nt
Organism: Capsicum annuum
Lineage: Eukaryota; Viridiplantae; Streptophyta; Magnoliopsida; Solanales; Solanaceae
Product: jacalin-related lectin 2-like
Exons: 1
Source: RefSeq, a predicted model, not a curated record